This is a messenger RNA of Orussus abietinus, 2904 nucleotides long. It is a transcript of the gene Ced-12, whose product is annotated as engulfment and cell motility protein 1. Lineage: Eukaryota; Metazoa; Arthropoda; Insecta; Hymenoptera; Orussidae. The record is from RefSeq and is a predicted model, not a curated record. Gene Ontology annotation, cellular component: plasma membrane. Gene Ontology annotation, biological process: cell motility; actin filament organization. Bases 95 to 2275 code for a protein of 726 amino acids. The transcript is spliced from 7 exons.
UGGUAUGUACAUACUCUUUGGCUGACUUUGGCAGUAUCUGGCAGUAUUAAAAGGAAUCGGAAGGGAGGUUAGCUUUGACAGGUUCUUUACUUUCAUGUAUACACAAGCAGUGAAAAUGCCGGCUCAAAAGGAUUCAAAUAUUGUGAAAAUCGCUGUCGAAAUGACUGACCAAGUUCCAAAGCUUAUUGAGUUUAAUCAAAAGCAGCCAUUGACUGGAAUUAUUCAGGAAUUGUGUAAUGUUUGGGGACUGUCCGAUCCCGACUUAUAUUCACUUCAGUUUUCGGAAAAUAACAAUCAGAAUUACAUAACUGAAAAGAAUCGAAAUGAGGUGAAAAAUGGCAGUGUACUCAGAUUGGAACAUUCACCAUCUAAGACAGCAAGCGAUAUAUUAGAUAAGUUAAAUAAUGGGAAUACCGAUGAAAAAGUAGUGGGUCUUCAAAAACUCAGCACUCUCAGUAUCGACAUGACCUUCGCACUUGAGUUCAUUAAUAAACAAGGGUUGGCUGUGAUUAUUGCUCAGAUAGAAGGUGGGAAACACAAGAACGUAGCGUUGGCGCAUUCGUUGCAAUCGUUUGUUGAGCUCAUGGAUCAUGGGAUAGUUUCGUGGGAUAUCCUGGAAACACCAUUUAUUAACAAGGUUGCCAGUUACGUUAACAAUCAAUCGAUAACUCAGGAUUCCAAUGUGAUCGAAGCAUCGUUAAGCAUUCUCGAAAACAUCGUUUUGAACUCAUCUGGCAAAUACGAACAAGUCGAAAAGGAUGUUACGUUUCAGAAUCUUGUAAUGCAUCUACAAAGUAUGAGUCCGCAGAUUCAACAAAAUGCGAUAGCCCUAAUUAACGCUCUGUUUUUAAAAGCUGAUCCAAUUAAACGAAGGGCUAUAGCGACUACUUUGCAAUCGAAGCAGGUCAGAAAUGUUUUUUUGACCAAUGUCAUCCAGUCUACGGGAAAGGUGGGUACAGAAAUGGCACAUCAGUUACACGUCCUACAGACCCUGGUUCUCGGCUUGUUGGAGCAAAGAAUGACCACUAAGAUGGAUCCUCAGGAUCAAGAUGCUCACGAUAAGAUCAAAGAACUGCGUCGGAUUGCCUUCGAUACCGAAGGUACUACUAGCGGCGACGUAACCGCACGAAAGCAAGGCUUGUUUGCUAAGGAUUACAAGAAACUCGGCUUCAAGUACGACAUCAAUCCUGCCCUUGAUUUUACGGAAACACCGCCUGGUAUGCUUGCUCUUGAUUGCAUGGUGUACUUUGCGCGUAAUCAUACGGAAAGUUACACCAAGGUCGUUUUGGAAAAUUCCUGCAGAGCAGAUGAACACGAAUGUCCCUUUGGCAGAACCAGUGUCGAGCUCGUGAAAUUACUAUGUGAGGUGUUAAGAAUUGGAGAAGCACCAAGCGAACAGGGUCAGUCUUAUCACCCGAUGUUCUUCACGCAUGACCACCCAUUUGAAGAAUUUUACUGCGUCUGCAUAGUUUUGCUAAACAAAACUUGGAAAGAGAUGCGGGCAACAACCGAAGACUUCGUUAAGGUGUUUUCGGUGGUUCGCGAACAAAUCACCAGGGCACUUCAGUGCAAACCCACUGGUCUCGAUAAAUUUAAGAAUAAACUGCAGCAAUUGACUUAUCCGACUAUCACUAACUUAUGGCAGCAGGAAAGAACAAGUAGAGAAGAAUGGGAAAGCCAUGCCAGACCAAUCGUUGAACUUCGAGAACAGAUCACUCCUGAAAUUCUCGAACUGAUACAACAACAAAGACUUGGUUUCUUAGUCGAAGGAACUAGAUUUACAAAGUACAGUGCGAGAGGCCAGCGAAUCAAGGACAAAUUUUGGUACGUUCGCCUAUCUCCAAAUCAUAAAGUUUUCCACUACGGAGAUUGCGACGAAAAAUCUAUACCAACAAUCGAUGAGCUGCCAACCAAAUUGGCAGUGGUUGAAAUCCGUGGAUUAUUCACUGGCAGAGACUGUCCUCACAUGAAGGAUUUGCAAAGACGAAAAACCACUCAUCAGUUGGCAUUCUCUCUAGCUUUGGAUUCAGUGGAGGUUUCUAGCUUGGAUUUCGUUGCCCCAGAUGAGCAGGUUUUUGAUUAUUGGAUUGACGGGAUAAAUGCAUUGCUUGGAAAUCGAAUGACGAGCAAGGAAACUGAAAAUGAUUUGGAAACGCUACUAUCAAUGGACAUUAAGUUGCGACUGUUGGAUGCCGAAGGAAUCGAUAUACCUCAAGAUCCACCUCCGAUACCAAAUCCACCACCCAAUUAUGACUUUUGUUACGAACUAAAAUAAUAUUUAUUACUGCGAGGUUAUAAUUUAAUAUAAUACAUGCGAUAUAUGCUAUACAACUGUUAGUUUACAUAUGUUAUAAACACAAAAUGUAUGAUUUUUAUACGACGAUAAUAAUUAUGUUGAAAACAUUAGUAUCUUAAGCAAGAUUUAAUGUCCAGAUGUCAAAACGGUAUCGUACAUUUUACCAAGAUAUUUUUUACAGUUUUAUAUGCGCGGUAUAAGAAAUCAUUGAGUUUGAAACACUUUUUAGAAGAACAAGUAUUACUGUAUUUUUAUAAUUACACUUAUAAUCCGUAACUUUGAAUGACAAUAGGAAGGCAAAAAUAAAAAUCUGAAGUAAUGAAUAUGCAAAUACAAAUUUGGAAUCAUUAGGGUGACCCGCAAUAAAAGGAGGAGAGGUUUUAGCCGAUAGGUCUGCCAUGCAAUGUUUUUUGUUAAAGAAAUUUCUUAGCUUCCGCAAAAUUUAUUGUGGAAGGAUCAUCAGUGUUUCAACCUAAAUGAUGGGCAAGUUAAUAUAAAGUGAAAAUGAUUACGUGAUAAAAAUUUCAUCUACAAAAUUGAUCCCAAGAAUUCAAAAUAUAAAUGAAAGUUAUAUUAUUUAUUUAAUAAAACAUUGCAUUUAACUCAAA